AUGGCGGCCCCACCGCCUCUUCCGAAGAGGAUCGUGAAGGAAACUGAGAGGCUGAUGGCCGAACCGUAUGUUAUGCCUAGUCCUGCACUACUUCAAGCACCACCUGCUGACAAUUUUGUAUCACAGUGUCCCUGGUGCAUGGGCCAUAUCAAUCGCCGCGGUAUUUUUAAGCUUGAGCUCUUUCUCCCUGAUGACUACCCUAUGACACCACCAAAGAUCCGAUUUCUUACCAAGAUAUACCAUCCAAACAUUGACAAGCUUGGCCGGAUAUGUUUAGAUGUGCUGAAGAGCAACUGGUCACCGGCGUUGCAAAUUAGAACGAUCCUUCUGUCAAUCCAAGCAUUGCUAGGCGCUCCAAAUCCAGACGACCCGCUGGCGAACGAUGUGGCUCAGAGAUGGAAAGAGGACGAGCCUGCUGCUAUAAAAACAGCGAAGGAAUGGACGCGACAAUACGCUUCGGGAUGA
Messenger RNA from Bacidia gigantensis, 465 nucleotides. RefSeq names its product Ubiquitin-conjugating enzyme E2 35 (gene UBC35). The record is from RefSeq and is a predicted model, not a curated record. Bases 1 to 465 code for a protein of 154 amino acids. Gene Ontology annotation, cellular component: nucleus. The transcript is spliced from 4 exons. NCBI's taxonomy places the organism in Eukaryota, Fungi, Ascomycota, Lecanoromycetes, Lecanorales, Ramalinaceae. Gene Ontology annotation, biological process: protein K63-linked ubiquitination; DNA damage tolerance. Gene Ontology annotation, molecular function: ubiquitin conjugating enzyme activity.